AUGAAGUGGUUCUCUGCCCUCGUCGCUUUCACUGCCAUCCAAGUCGCUGCGGCUGCUCCUACCACCCUGCUCAAGCGCGCCUCGGUUCAUGAGACCGCUACGCUUGGCUACGCUGCUGGUACCACCGGCGGUUCCGGGGGUUCCACCACCACCGUCACGAACUACGACGACCUCGUCGCCGCGGUCUCUGGCAACGACUCGAAGAUUGUCAUCAUCUCCGGCACCAUCACAGGCGACGAUGCCGCGGUCGUGAAGGUCGGCUCCAACACCUCCCUCCUCGGCGCUGCCGGCUCCCAACUCAUCGGCAUCGGCGUGCGCGUCCUGAACCAGUCCAACGUCAUCCUCCGCAACCUGAAGGUUUCCAAGGUGCUCGCGCCCACCGACGCCAUCGGCAUCCAGGCCUCCUCCAACGUCUGGGUCGACCACGUCGACCUCUCCAGCGACCGCGACCACGACAAGGACUACUACGACGGCCUCCUCGACAUCACCCACGGCUGCACCGGCAUCACCGUCACGAACUCGUACCUGCACGACCACUGGAAGGCGUCGCUCGUCGGCCACUCGGACAACAACGGCGCGCAGGACGUCGCGAUCACCGUCACCUUCGCGCUCAACCGCUGGGUGAACCUCAACUCGCGCACGCCGUCCCUCCGCUUCGGGCACGGGCACAUCUUCAACAACGUCUUCGACGACAACAACGACGGCAUCAACACCCGCGACGGCGCCCAGGUCCUCGUCCAGAAUAACGUCUGGACCGGCACCGACAAGCCCCUGUACUCCACCGACGAGGGCUACGCCGUCGCCACCGGGAACGAUUUCGGCGGCGCUGACAACGCCGCACCGGAGGGCAACUUCACCGACCCGCCCUACAGCUACACCCUCCUCGCCGCCAGCGCCGUUCGCAGCGCUGUUGAGGGCACCGCGGGACAGACCCUCUCCUUCUGA
This is a messenger RNA of Epithele typhae, 945 nucleotides long. Its product is annotated as pectate lyase. The coding region runs from base 1 to 945 and encodes 314 amino acids. The transcript has 6 exons. Gene Ontology annotation, molecular function: pectate lyase activity. NCBI's taxonomy places the organism in Eukaryota, Fungi, Basidiomycota, Agaricomycetes, Polyporales, Epitheliaceae. The record is from RefSeq and is a predicted model, not a curated record.